AUGAUAUCCCUCCACUCCGCCCCGCGGUUCACGGUCUUGAUAAAGCUCGAGCCCGGCUGGAGGCGGCGGCUCGCGCUGCCGCAGUACGCCGUCCUACGGCGGCCGGCGACGAGGAGCGUCCGCGCGGCGGCGGUGGCCGAGUCCGUCGGCGCCGAGCUCCGCCGGCUCGCGCGCGACGUAGUGGCCGGCGACGACGAUGACCGGCUGCUCAACUACGAGACCCUCCUCGUCGACCGCUUCCUGGACAUCCUGCAGGAGCUGCACGGCAUCAACUUCAGACGAGUGGCUGAGGAGUGCCUGAGGGUGUCCGGGGAGUACCAGCGCGACGGGGGCGACCAGGCGGCGAGGCUGGCCCAGCUGGGGGCGCUCUUCACCAGCCUCGACGUCGGCGACGCCAUCACGCUCACCAGCUCCUUCUCCCACAUGCUCAACCUGGCCAACCUCGCCGAGGAGGUCCAGAUGGUGCGCCAGAAGAAGAUGGAGGCCAGCUGCCGCGGCAGCUUCGCCGAUGAGGGCUCCGCGCCCACCGAGUCCGACAUCGACGAGACCAUCCAGCGGCUCGUGCACGGGCUCGGCAAGAUGCCCCGGGAGGUGUUCGACGCGCUCAGGACACAGACCACCGACCUCGUCUUCACCGCGCACCCCACACAGUCCGUCAGGAGGUCGCUUCUCGAGAAGCACGCCAGGUAA
Molecule: messenger RNA, 690 nt
Organism: Lolium rigidum
Lineage: Eukaryota; Viridiplantae; Streptophyta; Magnoliopsida; Poales; Poaceae
Product: phosphoenolpyruvate carboxylase 1-like
Exons: 2
Coding region: 1-690 (229 amino acids)
Biological process (GO): tricarboxylic acid cycle; carbon fixation; leaf development
Cellular component (GO): cytosol; apoplast; chloroplast
Molecular function (GO): phosphoenolpyruvate carboxylase activity
Source: RefSeq, a predicted model, not a curated record